UAAAGCUUUGACUGACAGCAGAGGAUGAGCGCUUUCUCCAGGCUACUGUGAGACCUGUGGGGCAGGGGUGGGGGGGUUUGAGCCCAUUUUACCGGGACAGGACCACACGGGGAUACUGGUUCAGGUGCACUGGUCUCAUUCUGAUUGAAGACCUGCAAAGGUUUUGUCUAAACUGUGAGCUUGACCUGUGCUGUAGGAAUAAUGACUGUUGCCAGUGCCAAGUCUGGUACAGCUAUGCAGCAGGUGUUGGAUAACCUCAAGGAGCUGCCCACCUCCACUGGAGCCAAAGACAUUGACCUCAUCUUCCUUCGAGGCAUCAUGGAAAGCCCCAUUGUUCGCUCUCUUGCCAAGGCUCAUGAGCGGCUGGAGGAUGUGAAGCUGGAGGCAGUGCGGAACAACAAUGUGGAGCUGGUCACUGAGAUCCUGUCGGACAUCAGUGUUCUGGCUGACCGUAAUGAUAGCGCAGCAGAGCUGUCCAAGAUUCUCAAAGAACCUCACUUCCAGUCUUUAAUGGAGGCUCAUGAUAAGGUUGCUGCUAAAUCUUAUGCAACACCUCCGUCUGCGGCAAACAACACUAACGCAAGCAGCGCUUCCCUCAUGCCCGCGGACACUGUGCGCAUGAUCAGCAUCCAGAAGAAAGCAGGAGAGCCGCUGGGCGUGACAUUCCGAGUGGAAAAUGGUGACCUGGUCAUCGCCCGUAUUCUCCAUGGCAGCAUGAUUGACAGGCAGGGCAUGCUGCACACGGGCGACAUCAUUCGGGAGAUGAACGGGCGAGAGGUGGGCGGAGACCCCAAAGCGCUGCAGCAAAUGCUAAAAGAUGCCAGUGGCAGCAUCACCCUCAAGAUCUUACCCAGCUACAGAGACACGCCCCCUCCAGCAAAGGUGUAUUUGAGACCUCAUUUCAACUAUAACCCUGACACAGACAAUUUAAUCCCAUGUAAAGAGGCUGGACUGGCCUUCUCUAAAGGAGAGAUCCUGCACAUAGUGAACAGGGAGGACCCCAACUGGUGGCAGGCUUGUAGUGUAGUUGGUGGCAAGACUGGACUCAUCCCAAGCCAGUAUUUGGAAGAAAAGAGGAAAGCAUUUGUACGGAGAGACCUGGACGGAUCUGGAAUUCUCUGUGGGACAAUAACUGGAAAAAGAAAGAAAAAGAAAAUGAUGUACCUGACAGCAAAGAAUGCAGAAUUUGACCGGCAUGAACUACAGAUCUAUGAGGAGGUAGCUCGGAUGCCUCCAUUCCAGAGGAAAACGCUGGUUCUGAUAGGUGCACAGGGGGUGGGACGCAGAAGUCUGAAGAACAGGCUGAUAGUGCUGAACCCUUUACGCUUUGGCACCACUGUACCCUUCACGUCUCGGCGCCCGCGUGAUGAGGAGAAGGAUGGUCAGUCAUACUGCUUUGUGUCCAGAGCUGAGAUGGAGGCGGACAUUAAGGCUGGCCGCUAUCUUGAGCAUGGAGAGUAUGACGGAAACCUGUAUGGUACCAAAAUAGACUCCAUUCAUGAGGUUGUACGCACGGGACGCACCUGCAUUCUGGAUGUCAACCCGCAGGCAUUGAAGGUGCUGAGAACAGCAGAGUUCAUGCCAUUUGUGGUCUUCAUUGCUGCUCCUGAGCUGGACACACUAAGGGCCAUGCACAAAGCUGUGGUGGAUGCAGGGAUCACCACUAAACUACUCACGGAAACAGACUUAAAGAAAACAGUGGACGAAAGUGCCAGGAUCAAACGGGCAUAUAGCCAUUACUUUGACUUCACAAUAGUGAAUGAUAAUCUGGAUAAGGCCUUUGAGAAACUGCAGGCUGCUGUGGAGCAGUUGUGCUCAGAGCCUCAAUGGGUACCUGUUAACUGGGUUUACUGAACAGUGCAGCGGACCACGGGUUGCAACAUUAUCACCGUCAUCAUCCUCAUCCUCAUCAUCGCUGGUGUCAUGGACCACGGCAGGACUGACAGUGGCCAGGGUGGCUCACCAUGGCCCUGAGGUCCAAACCUGCUAUGCAAAGCUACACCAACCAUGAAAAACUGAAGGGAAGUGUACUUAUUUAUUGACUUUUUUAAAAACUUUCUACCAGCAGAACACAUCUUAAGACUAGCUGUUUCUUAUGUUACUAUCCAAACUAUAUAUUUCCAGGGUGUUCUAAGUAGUUUUGUAUAUAUAAGGAGAAGCUGAAGCAAAAUUCAUUGUUGUGAUUUCUUGAAAAAAAUCUUGGUACUGGAGUGCUUUAGUGCUGCUCUCAUCUCAUUGAUCUCUGUUGUAUCAAAACCUCAUAUAAAAAAAAAAAAAACAACUUUUUUUUUUUGGUGUUCAUUUGAAAAUAGCAGCUGUUCUUUACUUACAUUGUGUGAACAUUUUAUGAUGAUUGGACCAACAGAAAUGGUCCAAAAUGAGUGGGAAUAAAAUUUUGUUACAUUACAUUAAAGUCAAGAACAUUUUUUUCCCUUUUUCCUUUAAAGUUAUCAGAGGUUUUGUUACCACAGUGACGAAAUGUAAACACGCUGCUCAAAGAAACAACUACAACCUAAGGAAGAAUGUAAUUUGUUCUACUUUUGGCUCUUUUUCUUUUGUGGUGAGGGAAGUAGAAAAUUUGACCCACUGUUUUGUUGUUCUAAGGUGUAACAAACCCCAUAGCUUUUACAUAAUGUUGUAUCAUUAGCAGUAAUCAGCUCAGCACUGUACAGUGUCUGUUCAUGUAGUGCAGUGUUGGGUGGGUGUCAGUAUCACACACAGUAUUCAUCUCAAUGCCACUUCAGAGGCAUGCAAAAUGUAAGCUGUUAACACUUUCAGUGCUGUCACAAUGAUCAUCUUUAGCAAAUACUGCUUUUGAGACAAGUAACAUAAGGUUUAUCACUGUAUUUUUACAAUAACUGACUUAAACCUUGUACUCUUUGCUGCGUUUGGAUGUCCAUAUGAUGCAUUCACACCAUCCCUGUCCUUCUAGCCUACGCAUUUCUUGUGGCAGUAAGCUGUGAUUCUGCCCUGGUAGUCUGAAACUGUUCACCUUCCACCCUGUAUCUGACCAAAAGACUCCACCCAAGAGGUGUAGUUAUUCACAUAAUUGCUCACAUUUAAAGAUCUCAUACUGAAUGUCUUUGAUAUCAGUUUUGACCUGAAGCCAAAAGAAAUACAUUUUUGUCUUGCACUGAUAAAGAAACAUAAUGAGAAGCUCCCAUACAUUGAAUAAUGGCUGAACAACUUGACUACGGUCCAUUGAGCUACCCAAAAAUCUCAUAUGUAAAAGUAAAUAACUGGGAGUAACAGCCAUUUUAGGAUGAUGAACCUGACGAUUCAGAUGAAACAGUGUCAGACUAUUAUGGUAGGAACAGUGUGCUGUAGUGGUUCAGCUACUGAAUAUGAUAAUUAGUAAUUUAUUACUAUUCAGAUUGUUGAAUCUUAGACUGAGGUUCUCAAACUCAAUUCCUGUUGGGCCACAGCACUGCAGUAUUUAAUGACUUCCCAACUCGAAUGCACCUGUUUAAACUCCUGUUUGUUAUCUUUUGAGGAGUUGAACAGAGUUGUGUUAGAAGGAAAAUACUAAACUCUACAGUGUAGCAGAGGUUGAGAAUCCAGUCUUGGACACAUGUCUGUGUUGGUUUUCUAUCUGUUGUGUACACUUGCAUAUAUAUUUUACAAUAACAAACCUGUAUUUUUGACAUUAACAGCUGUUCAUUAAAUUAUUAUUUUUUUUGGGUAA
This is a messenger RNA of Colossoma macropomum (tambaqui), 3685 nucleotides long. RefSeq names its product membrane protein, palmitoylated 6a (MAGUK p55 subfamily member 6) (gene pals2a). The record is from RefSeq and is a predicted model, not a curated record. NCBI's taxonomy places the organism in Eukaryota, Metazoa, Chordata, Actinopteri, Characiformes, Serrasalmidae. The coding region runs from base 202 to 1854 and encodes 550 amino acids. Gene Ontology annotation, cellular component: plasma membrane; cell-cell junction. Gene Ontology annotation, molecular function: protein binding. The transcript has 13 exons.